CCUUUUUAUUUUUAUUUUAUUUAGCUCUAUGAAUUAUAUUUGGGACCUCGGCAUCUGCCCCAAAACCAUGCCUACUGAGGUUUACAACGGAAUUCCAGGCAAGCACACUUGGCCGUGUUCUGUUCUACCAGAUGAAGUAGCAUGUCUAUGCAGGAAAUUGGAUGAACAAUUGGCUGAAGGAAUGGUCAUUGACGCCGGAAAUGCUGAGGGACGGGAGCUGCGCUCUGUCACCCUGUUCUACGAAACUCUGUAAGCACCGAUGGUUUAUACGCAACGUUGAUACCGCAUCUGUGCAUGCCGAAGCUCACGCCAUCAUUCUCCAUUGCUCAUAGGGAGAUGAAGCUCCCGACUGAGUACCUUUCGUUUGAGAGCGAUACUGAGGGUACCUACUGCCACGGUGCCGUUGACGCCCUGUUCACGAGGCAGUUCCCUGCUAAGUCAGUCUUCAAGCUUGACUGGGCCAACAAGGAGUCAGAGGGGUCGAAAGAGCGCCGCGGCAACAGAUAUAAGCCCAAUGCCAUCAUCAGCAGGUACAAGCGGGAGCUCGCCUUUGUGAAAGUGAAGCCGCCAAGAGAGCAGGAAUGUGGGCGUUCCUAUCUGAAAGACUUGUGGAAACUCGCGAACCUGUGCAAGGACUCAAUCGAUACACACCUCUUGAGGGGCCAUGACAUAAGACAGGCAGCCGCAGUCCAAAUCUUUGGUCAGUCGCAGAGUUUGCCUUUGCAUACAGAUGGCUUCUGAAUGUCAUACAUUAUCGGCUAACAACAUGAUGGAUUUGAUGAGAUAAGGCACCGCAUGGUUCUGUACACCAUGGUGUAUGAGCAUGGGGUAUAUCAUUGGGCGAAGUCCUGCGUCGCGUUCAUUCCGUGCGACCAGACAGACUCAGGUCGGGUGGCAUCCUGUCUGCG
Molecule: messenger RNA, 908 nt
Organism: Gamsiella multidivaricata
Lineage: Eukaryota; Fungi; Mortierellomycota; Mortierellomycetes; Mortierellales; Mortierellaceae
Exons: 1
Coding region: 295-741 (148 amino acids)
Source: RefSeq, a predicted model, not a curated record